Messenger RNA from Megachile rotundata (alfalfa leafcutting bee), 1868 nucleotides. RefSeq lists its product as uncharacterized. The record is from RefSeq and is a predicted model, not a curated record. Gene Ontology annotation, molecular function: proteasome binding. Gene Ontology annotation, cellular component: nucleus; nuclear membrane. Gene Ontology annotation, biological process: proteasome localization; nuclear protein quality control by the ubiquitin-proteasome system. NCBI's taxonomy places the organism in Eukaryota, Metazoa, Arthropoda, Insecta, Hymenoptera, Megachilidae.
GUUAGUUUAUGUCGGAACGGGCCAGUGCGCUUCGUUCCCGCCAUUUCUGACACUGUUUAUUAAAGCCAUGUUUGACGCAUUACUAUGAUUGUGUUUUCAUAUUUUUUCUAUUUUCUGUGACAUCACAUGUAUUUUUAAUGUGUUUUACAUAAUAAUUUCAUUAAUUUGUUAGUGACACAUGUAAGAAAUCAGUAUCGUGUUAGUGUCAAGUAAGAGGAAUGGACAUUUCACGUUCCAUAUUUAAGUAAUCAUUACUUGAAAGAAACAAGUUAAUUACGGAUUUUUAAACGAGACUUGUUCGUUCCAUGUAAAACAUGAAUACUCCAACGACAAGAGAUUUUUUACGAAGACCAAAUGGAACACGGAGAAGAUCCUCCCGGCAAGCUUUAGCCGUGAUUCCUGUCAACAAUGCUGAAGCAUCACCUGGAGAAGCCAUUUCUACUGAAGUUAAUGCAAUGGAUAAUUUUUUAAACAGUCGACAAGGCUCCGAUUCUUGGAGUCCUGCACCUAGCCCAGAUGAAUUAGUUAUCCAAAAGCGUGGACGUCGUUGUAGGACUAUUGUUUGGUCUCCUGAUCUUGAUACUUGCAAAAGAAAUAGCCUGUUCAGCUUAAGUUCCAGAGAUCGUACUCCAGUGAAAAGUCCCUCAAAGUCGAGCAUGGUAUUAAGAAGUACACCUAGAAAAAGACUUGCUCUUGGCGAUGCCAAUGAAACUGGGUUUACGACACCAGAGAAGAAGAAAAAACCACAAGGUUUAUUAGAUAGUAACAAUGGACAGAGACAUUAUACUGGCAAUUUAUUGAAUGGUUUAAGAGGACUUAGUCACGAACAGUUAGUUCAAAUGAUUAUGGACUUGGUGUCAAUGCAAGAAGAUGGUAUUCUACACGAAGGAGAAAAAAUAUCUAAUCUUUUGUUAAAAAAAAUGCCAGUGGCAGAUAUACAACCAUUAAUUGAUACAUUAAAUAGUUUAAAACAAAAUAUUCGUAUUAGUAUGAUGUCAUCUAACUUGGAUGAUUUAGCAAGUAAUCAUGCUUAUGUUCAUUUAGAUGCUUAUCAGAAAGCUAUUAUUGAUCAGGGAAAGAGACUUGUAGAAUCACAGCACUGGAUGUCUGUAAUGCACUAUGUAUAUGCAGCAUGGAAUAUUACAAAACAGAUGCAAGAUUGGGGAAAUCAGAAUCUUUGUAAUUUCACGAAAAAAUGUUUUAAAAAUUUGACACACUUUUGCGUUCAAGCAUUAAGAAAGGGAAAUUUUGCAGACACUGCAUUGGAUAUGUUUUCUAGCAGAUUCGACACUAUGGUUACUGAUUGCGAUGACAUAAAGAUUUGUUUGCAGUUAAUAAACGAAGCAAAACAUAAUUAAAUUUGAACAUUCUUUUUUCGGUCGUUAAGGGUAUAGUUGCCAUACGUAUAAUUGUUAACAUACAUCAAUACAUAUGUAUGUUUUUAAUAUUCAUAUAAAUUUUAAUUCCAAUGUUUGUGAUGCAAGGAGUCGGUAAAGGAUCCAACAAUUCUUAUUUGUUAGAUCAGCCAUAUUUGUUUUUUUACUAAAUUGUUUUAUAGUAAGUUUCCAGUUUCAUCAUGAGAUUUACACAGAAUAGUAUUAAUGCAUUAGUUGUAAGGAUAUUUAAUGUUUUCCAAUGAUAUUUUUAUAUUAUAUUAUAUAACUGCAAAUAUUUGCAUGAGAUUUAUAGCCGUGUUUUGAAACGUUUGACUUUUUUUAAACUUUGCAGUGAUAAUUUGUAUGCAAAUGAAAAUAUCGCUAAUGAAAGGUGUGGUAUGUUCUCAGUACAAAUUAACUUAUUUUUUUCUUGUAACUCAAAAUAGAUGUGACUAUUUUUGAUUUUAAGGUAUUUAUUAGAAUUUUAUCUUU